GCUCCCAGGUGAUGUGUGUGGGGCCUUGCACAACACUUUGGGUAGCGAUAUUUUACACCAUGUCCCUCUGAGGCGCUUCCACAGCAACUCAUUUAAGUUAACUUAAAUAACUGGCCUAGAGAAAGAUGACCAAUGGAGAGUCUUCAAUGUCUGUGAGGCAACUUUAGGAUGCCGCACUCUUAUUUCUACCUGGGAAGGGGCAGCUGGGAUGAGAGCCAGAGGAAGGGUUGCCCCGACAUUUGAGGAGCCAGAGACUAGAGCCUAGUUUCCAAAGAAGCACUUUGUUAUGUGAGGCAACACAAACCCUCCACAAUCAACACCAAGUUCACAGGCCAAGUGAAGACAGGCCUCAGGUGAGCUUAAUGGGUAAGCAGGCCCAUUCUUGGGCUUCCCUCAUAGCUCAGUUGAUAAAGAAUCUGCCUGCAAUGCAGGAAACCCUGGUUCGAUUCCUGGGUUGGAAAGAUCUGCUGGAGAAGGAAAUGGCAACCCACUCCAAUAUUCUUGCCUAGAGAAUCCAGUGGACAGAGGACCCUGUCAGGCUACAGUCCAUGAGGUCACGAGUCAGACACAACUUAGCAACUAAACCACCACCAGCCCCAUUCUUUCUACCAUAUACUCAUUUUCCUUCCUUCUUUCAUCCAUCAAACCUUCACGGAGGAUCCACAAAUAAACCACAAGAUCUGAAGGAUUCAAAGAUGAAUCAGAUUUGGUACCUGACCUCCAAGGGGAGGAAUUCGGUCUAGGGAAACCCAUUUGUAAAACCAAUAAUAACAAAGUGAUUAAGUGGUAAUAACAGGAGGAUAUAAAAAGAGACACACCAACAUAAAGGAACACUAAUAGCUUCCUAGUGCAGCAGCCACUGGAGGAACUAGAGGGAACAUUUCUAAUCUUUCCAAAAACAGGCAAACCCUAAACAAAGAUUCCCUGCCAGGAACCAGCCUGCCAUGAUGGAAGCAGUGCUUUGAUGCCUUGAAGCCAUGAAUUCUGGAGUCACAACAUGGGGAGAGCUUCCUCUGCACCUCUAAUCUCUAGCUCUAUACAAGUGCAUCUAGGAAGAGACUUUUAGAUCAGCCCCUCCAAAGUAUGGGGCCAACCAUUAUCUUACUCCAGACAGUUUCAGUAUCUGCAUCCUAACCUCCUGUGUCAGAAUCCAGCACAUCAUUUCCCUAGUUCCGGAAACGCUUGAGUCUUUGCCCUUUGUCAUACUGAGCUCUUAAUUGGUUUAGCCCAUCACACUGCUAGAUAUAAAGGCUACAAUCCCUAGACUUAAGUAGGUCUGCAGCUGGGGCAGGGAGUCUCAGGCAAGACAGGAAGGGUGCAACAAUAUAGCACCUGCUCUCUCACCCAGCUCCCUAUAGACUGGCUUUUUAGGAGGACUAAGAAACUGAUACUCGAUCCCAAUUUAUUUUUCCUUAUCUUCCCAUCUCUCAGAUAGGAAACCCUGGAGGAGAAGCUUAAGGGCUGGAGGAGGCUGCCGAGGAGAAGACGGAUGAAAGAUGGGGAGUGGAGCCAGUGCUGAGGACAAAGAACUGGCCAAGAGGUCCAAAGAGCUAGAAAAGAAGCUGCAGGAGGAUGCUGACAAGGAAGCCAAGACCAUCAAGCUGCUAUUGCUGGGUGCUGGGGAGUCAGGAAAGAGCACUAUCGUCAAACAGAUGAAGAUCAUUCACCAGGAUGGAUAUUCGCCAGAAGAAUGCCUGGAGUACAAGGCCAUCAUCUAUGGCAAUGUGCUGCAAUCCAUCUUGGCUAUCAUCCGGGCCAUGCCCACACUGGGCAUUGACUAUGCUGAAGCAAGCUGUGUGGAUGAUGGGCGACAGCUCAACAACCUGGCUGACUCCAUUGAAGAGGGCACUAUGCCUCCUGAGCUAGUGGAGGUUAUCAGGAAGUUGUGGAAGGAUGGUGGGGUGCAAGCCUGCUUUGACAGAGCUGCAGAGUACCAGCUCAAUGACUCGGCAUCUUACUACCUGAAUCAAUUAGACCGAAUUACAGCCCCUGACUACCUCCCUAAUGAGCAAGAUGUGCUACGAUCCAGAGUCAAAACCACAGGCAUCAUUGAGACUAAGUUUUCUGUCAAGGACUUAAACUUCAGGAUGUUUGAUGUGGGAGGGCAGAGAUCAGAGAGAAAGAAGUGGAUCCACUGCUUUGAGGGAGUCACCUGCAUCAUUUUCUGUGCAGCCCUCAGCGCCUAUGAUAUGGUGCUGGUGGAAGAUGACGAAGUGAAUCGUAUGCAUGAGUCACUGCACCUGUUCAACAGCAUAUGUAACCACAAGUUCUUUGCGGCCACUUCCAUUGUCCUCUUUCUCAACAAGAAGGAUCUCUUUGAGGAAAAAAUCAAGAAAGUCCAUCUCAGCAUUUGUUUUCCAGAGUAUGAUGGGAACAACUCUUAUGAGGAUGCAGGGAAUUAUAUCAAGAGUCAGUUCCUUGACCUCAACAUGAGAAAAGAUGUCAAAGAAAUCUACAGUCACAUGACCUGUGCUACAGAUACACAGAAUGUCAAAUUUGUAUUUGAUGCAGUUACAGAUAUCAUCAUCAAAGAAAACCUCAAGGACUGCGGACUCUUCUAGUUCUCACCAUUCCUCAAGUAUGUUCUGUAAGCAGGCUCCGAAUCUCAGUAAUUUUAAGCAGAAAAUUUUAGGUCAAUAUAUUAUGACAAGAAGAAUGAAUCCAUUCUCCCUUGGAGAUGGAGUAUGUAUGAUUGCAACUGUGUCUCAUUUGUUCUUUUAAAAUCGGGAUAGCUAGCGCAGUUUAGAGAAUGCAAGACCAGGAUCAGAAGACCCAGGAUCCAUUACUGGCUCUGCAACUUUCUAUUGAUGCAAAAAUGUAAAUAUUUCAUUUCUCUGAGCCUUGAGUCCCUCAUCUAUAAAAUGAAGGUAACUUCUCUACUACUUCACAAGGUUAUUCUAAUGAUCACAAACAUAACUGAAGGAAGGCAUAUAAAAGCUGUGUGGUGACACAAAGAAAUUCUACAUAAAAGCUCCCACUAAUGAAAUUCAACACCAAGGUUUAGAUGAAUUAUCCCAAACAAAAAAGCAAACCUUCCCUGCAAUCUGCAAAAAAAACCUAAAUUAGUUAAAAACAGAAUUUCAAUAAACCUACCACCUUUUUUUACUAUAAGACCUUUAUGUGCCUUAGCUAAGAGAUCUGAAUCAUCAGAUAGAUGUGAGUUUGUGAGCUCUAAGGCACACAUCCAGUUUUUUGGUGUUUUUUGGUUUUUUUUUUUUUUUUUUUGGCCACAUGGCUUGCCUUGCAGGAUCUUAGUUCCACAAACAGGGAUUGAACCCAGGCCCUGGUCAGAGUCCUAACCACUGGACUGCCAGGGAGUUCCCCAAAAUGAUUUUCGUUAAAUCAUAUUAUCCCUCUGCUCCCAAACUGCCAGACUGUGUUCCCUAUAUCUCUAUAAGUAUAGGGAUACUUAUCCCUCUAAGUAACUCUGUCAGCUAUAUAAGACACUUUCUGAAUGAACCUGGAGGACAGAACACACUCCCACUUGGAGUAUUAAUGAUUAUAUUGCUGCUACUUCUCUGUCACAGAAUUUAGAACAAGUGAGCAAUCCUAAAAUCCUCAUUUCAACUGCUACAUGUUUCAGAACAAAAAAGGCAGCUAUUUUGCUUUAGGCACUGAAAAUCUUUGCAGUUGGAUCCAUGUGAUGCCUGGCUGAAAACAACGUCUCCCCAAACAGGCCAACAAUUAAAUUAUCCCUUGAACUCCUUUGAGGGGAAACAAAGCUUGUAUUUAUCUUGACAGGAGGUGGUGAAGUCGAGUAUAGAUUUAGCAUUUACAACUACUAGUGAGGAAAGCUCUUGGCAUCCAAGAUUUAGUAUAUAAAAGAAAGUGUCAAUUAAAAUGAACAUCUGCUCCUUGCCAGAAAAACACAUUCACACUUAGGCUACUACGAGCAAUAUUGAUACUAGAGAGCCAUAUGAGCUUGAAAUACACUGAAGAAUAAAUUUGCAGGUGUUAAAAUUGGAUUCAUUUAAUAGUCUUUCUGAUUCUUUGAAAAGAAACCAACUUGGGAAAAUUACCAGGGAAAUAAGGAAAACUACUGUCUACUGCCGAUUAAAAAACUUAAACCGAAGAAAAAAAAUCUGGGCAAGAUCUCUUGUAUCCAAGCACUGUUCAGGGACUAUUCCAAAGGGCACGCUCUAAUGCUCACUAACCUCUUUGCUUUAAUUCAACUUAUAGGGGUUCUGAGGUGUUUUUUUUUUUUCUUUUGGUAUCAUAAAACCCUCUAGCAGUCUGAUGAAGCCUAUGGAUCUCUUUCUCAGGAUACUUUAAAAUGCAUAAAACAAAAUUCAGAGAACUACAAAGGAAACCAACAUACUGAACCAACAACAGUUGUAUUUUUGGAGUUCUGAAGCCCCAGGUUAAGAAUUUUGCUACAGCUAUGACCUUACCUAU
Messenger RNA from Dama dama (fallow deer), 4395 nucleotides. RefSeq names its product G protein subunit alpha transducin 2 (gene GNAT2). The record is from RefSeq and is a predicted model, not a curated record. Gene Ontology annotation, molecular function: G-protein beta/gamma-subunit complex binding; GTP binding; GTPase activity. The transcript is spliced from 8 exons. Gene Ontology annotation, cellular component: heterotrimeric G-protein complex; photoreceptor inner segment; photoreceptor outer segment. Lineage: Eukaryota; Metazoa; Chordata; Mammalia; Artiodactyla; Cervidae. The coding region runs from base 1497 to 2561 and encodes 354 amino acids. Gene Ontology annotation, biological process: detection of chemical stimulus involved in sensory perception of bitter taste; adenylate cyclase-modulating G protein-coupled receptor signaling pathway.